Molecule: messenger RNA, 4054 nt
Organism: Schistosoma spindalis
Lineage: Eukaryota; Metazoa; Platyhelminthes; Trematoda; Strigeidida; Schistosomatidae
Source: the annotation of a GenBank genome assembly
AUGAAUGAUUACAUUUACGCGUUACCUGUUACCCAACCAUUUAAAAAUAUUCAUAAUAAUAAUAAUUUUUAUUCGACUGCAUUUACAACAACUAUUGAGACUACUACUACUACUACUAAUACUAAUACUACUGGGACAAUAACAGUCAAUAAAAGCAUAGUAUGUGAUGAUGUAUCAAAUGAUCAAAAAGAUUAUUGUUAUAAUUAUGUAACGGAACCACAACAAUUUGAAUCAAUACCUUUAUCACUGUUCAAUGUACAAAAGCAAAAUGAUCCAAUUGUCAAUGAUGAAUAUUAUGUAUCUGAUGGAAAUUUACUAAAUAAUAAUAAUAACAAUAAUCUCAUUAUUAAUAAUCAUAGUAAUACAUCACUUAAUUAUUAUAAUAUAUUACCAACACAAUCAUAUCCAUUUUAUCCAGUAAAGUAUAAUGAAUUGACUAAGAAUGUGUAUAGUUCAAUGCAAACCAAUUAUUUUAAUAAGAAUGAUUUAGAUCUUCAAACACAAACAAAUUAUAUUAAUGAUAACGUUGAUCACAAUACUACUACUACUACUACUACUGCUACUACUACUACUGAUAACAAUAAUGAUAAUUCUAUACAGUUACCAACCAAUAAUACUUAUGAAUACCAUCAACAGAUAACUCCUACAAAUGAACAACAUUUUUAUACUUCAAAUCUUUUAGAUAAACCUAUAACAAAAAAUGAUUGGAAUCAACAAACAAUGAAUAAAGAAUCAUCUAAUAUAAUAAAAUGUAAAACACGAAAUUCUCUUUGUCAUUCAUCAUAUGAAUUAUGUAAUAAUCAACUAUUAAAAAAUUAUUCUAAAAAUUCAACAGAAUUUAUUUGCUUGAAUGAGAAUAAUGAUAUACAACAUCAACACCUACCCCAUCUAACCUCGGAUCUGGAUUGUCCCAUUUCUAAUCUAAGUGACUAUUCUAUAAUAUCAAAAAAUGAUGGAGUGAACACUUCACAAACGAAAUCGGCUUAUCCUUUACGAACGGAAAUCAACAGAAGACGUAAAUCUUCUAAUCAUAUAGCACUUGAAAAAUCUAUGAGUUUAUUCCACGAUCAACACUCAUCUUUAUCCAAAUAUCAUCAUACACCUAAAACAAAUAGACCAAUACACAAGUUUACUUAUCAUUCUACUAAUAAUUAUAAUACUAAUAGUAAUUAUACUACUUGCAACAAUGUUACUCGUCAUUUAAAAUCUUUACAAAAUAAAAACAUUACUACUGAUAAUAAUUGUUGUCAUACAUAUGAUUCAUUUAUACAUAAUGAGAAUUUAUUGGAAUCAUUUAAUAAUGAAAAUAGUUCAAAAGUAAAGAAUCAAACAAUCAUACCAUCAUCAUCUUCAUCAUCUAAUAGUAUUCUAUCCCGUUCACCAUAUAAAUGUCGUAAAUGUAAAGGACAUGGUAUGUCUGAACCAGUUAGACAACAUAAACGUAAUUGUCCAUAUCGUGAUUGUACUUGUGAUAUGUGUUAUCUAGUUGAGAAAGGUCGUCGUAUAGUAGCUCAACAAAUUGCAUUAUUUCGUGAUCAAAAAAAUCAUAAUAUUCAAAAAUUAUCACAUCAAAAAGAUCGUUCUAUAAAGAAUGUAAUCAUUAAAGAAUCAUUAAAUAAAAUAAAUGAAGAUAAUGGACCACAUUGUCGUCGAUGUCGUAAUCAUGGACAAAAUAUUUCAUGGAAAGGUCAUAAAAAAACAUGCCCUUAUAGAGAAUGUUAUUGUAAUCAGUGCAUUUUAAUAUCAUUACGUAAAUCAAAUGAAAAAGACCUAAAAGAUUAUAAUCACAAUACUGUAUAUAAUCUAUACUCUAAUAAUCAUCCAAUCGUUUCUUUCAAUGAAACUUGUAAAACUCAUGAUUCAUUUUAUCCAUCUUUAGUAAAUAAGACAUGUGUAAAUUCAUUGAUUCAUCAUUUAGUCACAUCUUCAAUUACUACAACUUUGGAUCCAUUCUAUACAACACAUAACAGUAAAUGUGAAAAUAAACAAACUUAUUGUUCUUCAACUAUAUCAUCACAUUUAAAGUCCAUAGAAAAUCCUAGUCUUGAUUAUUCAACGAAUCAAGAAACAUUCAACAAUAUUACAAAAUCAUUUAAUUUUUCAGAAAAUACAAAUUUUUUAAAUUUUGAUAAAUAUGAAUUUCAUUCACAAAAGAUACCUAACAAAAUAGAUACUGUUUUACAAAAUAAUCAUAAUUAUUUUACAUCAUUUGAUUGUCCUAAUUCAUUAAUAUCAUCUACAAGUUUAACAAAUAAAAUUCAUCAAUCAGAUCAUCAUACAAAUCAAUUGAUUGAAUUUAAUUCAACACAAACAUUUUCUAAUUCAAAUAUUAAUACUGGAUCAUCAUUAAUGAGACCAAAAUACAAUGAAAUUGUCAAUUCAAAUAAUUCAUUUAAGACAAAUUAUUUAGGGGAUUAUGAAGUGAAUAGUACAAAUAAUAAUUUGGAACAAUUUUCAAAUAAUCAAUCAAUUGAAAUAAACAAAUCUAUGUUAGAAACUAAAUACCAUGAAAAUUAUACAACAAAUUGUUCUUUAAAUAAUAAUAAUAAUAAUAAUUCACAAAAUGUUUCUCAAAAUUUUAUUGAUUAUGUAAACUCAAAUAAUGAUCAUUUUAAAAAUUUAGAUCAACAAUUUAAAACAAAUUAUUUAUAUUCAUCACAAAUUAAUAAAGAAUAUACUAAUAAUAAUUUUUAUCAUUUACAUGGAUAUCAAAAAUCUAAUUCUAAUUCUUUAAUAUCAUCUUCUACUCUUAAAAAUACAAUUACAAACUAUAUAUGUCAUUCAGAUGAGAAUAAUACAACAUAUCCUACAGAUUAUUUAUCACAUUCAGUAAAUCAUAACGAAGAUAAACUUAUUCGACCAACAACAAAUCAUGCCGCUGCUUUAGCUGCUGCUGCAGCAGCUGCAGCUGUUGCAUUUCAUCAUGAAGUGGUCACUCAACAAAAACAUCAAGAAGAAUAUACUCAACAUAUUGAUGAUAUUAAACAAGUAUAUAAACAAUCAGAUAUUCAAUUAGAACAACAAAACCUAUUCAGCACUACUACUAAUAAUACUACUGCUACUAAUGAUACUAUCAGUAAUAUUAAUAACAAUAAUAAUAUAAAUUCGAUCAAAGAAGGAUUAAAUAUUGUUCAAGAAUCAAUAAAUACACCAUUUACUUUUUUAAAUAUGUCUAAUAUUUUAAAUGAUAAUUAUGAUUAUGAAAAACAAAAUUAUUCAAAUGAUCAUUUAUUGAUUACAUCACCUAUAUUAAAAUCAUUUAAAACAAAUUAUACACAAAAUAUAAUAAAAUCAAAUGAUCAAUCAUUAAAUUCAUUAUCUAAUAUUAAUAUAAGAAACAAUUUAAUAAAUAAGCAAUAUAAUUCUAAUCUUGAUAUUUUAACUAAUUAUCCAUUGAAUUCAAAUAAACAACCACCACAACAACAAUCACCACCACCACCACAACAACAACAACAACCACCACCAACAUCACAACAACAACAACAACAACAAUAUUUGACUAAAGAUACAUUUAAUAUUCAUAAAUAUGAUACAUUAACAAAUAAUAUGAAUAUAAAACAAUUAUCUACUAUAAAAUAUGAUAAUAUAACUGAUUUAAUUCAACAUAAUUCUAAUGUAAAAUUUAAUCAAGAAAUUAAUAAAUUACAAAUUAUACAUUUAACAAAUGCAAUCAUUUUACCAUCAAAACAAUCAUCAUUAAAACAAUUACCAUAUGAAUAUGAUAAUAAACAAAGUAAAUGGUCAACAAUUUAUCCAAAUAUUCAAUCGAGUACAAUACAACAACAUGAACAAAGUAAUAAUAACAAUAAUAAUAAUACAUGGAAUUCACUACCGAAUGAAUGUAAUAAUCUUUUUAAAAAUUUUGAAGUAUCAACUAAUGUAUUUAAACAGAUAGGAUUAUAAGUAUCAAUAAUCAUUUAAAUAUGGCAUAAUAUUAUUUUAAUAAAUACACGGAAAAUUACUCCAUCCAUCAAAAAAAAGAAAUGUGCUUAAAACGUGUGCAGAGAAAAAGGGUUUCUGAUCAUCGGGGAGUUUUAGCAGUCUGUCAGACUAA